This is a messenger RNA of Anopheles funestus (African malaria mosquito), 2794 nucleotides long. RefSeq names its product zinc finger protein 43-like. Bases 356 to 2458 code for a protein of 700 amino acids. The record is from RefSeq and is a predicted model, not a curated record. Gene Ontology annotation, molecular function: chromatin insulator sequence binding. Gene Ontology annotation, biological process: regulation of transcription by RNA polymerase II. NCBI's taxonomy places the organism in Eukaryota, Metazoa, Arthropoda, Insecta, Diptera, Culicidae. Gene Ontology annotation, cellular component: chromosome. The transcript is spliced from 2 exons.
GGCAAAACGUCAAGACGCUCUAUAUAUCACUACCACCACCUUUGAUUGCCUUUGAGCAACAAGAGUAAAAAGUGUCAAGAAAUUAUAACAAAAGCGAAGAAGUAGCCGAAAGGUGAUCAAUUCGAGUCGUUCAUCUUGUUGCAAGCCCCGGAAAAUAUAUCGAGUGCAAAGAAUGUAAACGUCAGCGAGAGCGCUCGCGAUGAAAAAUUGUGUGCGUGCGUGAGUGCGUGUGCAAGUGUGCGUGCGUGCGUGCGUGCGCCUCUGUGUGUGCGCGUGUGCAUGUGUGUGGAAAAGCUUUUACGCCCACCCCGUGUUUCCCCACAGCCCGGAACGAUCCGCAACAAUCGCCCGAGAGAUGGAUGCAGCAGCAGCACCACCACCAGCACCACCGAUCGAUGUUUACGAUGUCAUCAAUCAAAAGGAAUGCGGAAUAUGUCUCACGUUCCGGACGGAGCAGAUCUGCUUCGACAUGUUCAUGCCUAGGGAGGACGACCCGAAGGAGAUGCCGUAUCUGGUCUGGAAGCACGUUGGACUACAGUUUACGCAGGAAACGGGCAAACACUACGUCUGUAGGGACUGUGGGAACGCGGUUUACGAGUUUAAUCGUUUUUACUUGAUGGUACAGAACGUACACCAGGAACGGCAGGCGGCGGUGCUCCAGGUGAAGCAGGAACAGAGCGAGGGAUGUAAUGCUGUGCCGGCUGCCGAAGAAGUGGUACAAGGCGUAAAUCAGAACGGUCAUCACGGGGAGCUGAAAGUGGAGUCAGAGCCCCAGAUGGAUGGUGGAACAGGGCUCAUAUUGCAAGAUGUUCCGGAGUAUACUGCACGACCCGAAGCGAAUGGAAUACCGGGACGACGGGGCCUUGUCGGUGGCAAUGGUAUGGCAGAAAGUUCGGGUGAACAGCAGGGGAUGGCUUCGUACGCGUUGCUGAAUGAUACGGAGCCGGAAAGUAGUCGAAUCCGGCCACCGGUCACCGGUGGCACACCGAGCAGGAAGCGUAAGAAUCAAGAAAUGGACGAAGAAAUUAUUGACUUCUAUAAGCUCGUCUGUGACGUGUGUGAGGAUCGCAUCGAGUACGGUACGAUGAAGGAGCUAAAUCAGCACAUGAAACAGAUGCAUGGCGAGGAAUCGGGACGCGUUUGCUGUCCGCAGUGUGGUAAAAUGUUCCGUACCCGGGUGAAGCUGCUGGAGCACAAGAGUGUACACAUGCGCCAGGACACGACAUCGGAGGACGACGUGGAAAAGCUUCAGUCGGAACAGAUGGACAAAGAAAUACUGGAUUUUUACAAGCGCAUCAGUUGCGAACUGUGUGAAACUGCAACCGGUGCCGGAGCCGGUCCACCAUCCGGUACACUAUACGCGACCGUAAAGGAGCUGAACCACCACAUGCGAUUGGUUCACGGUCAGCAGGCCGGCACCGUGAAAUGUCCGCUCUGUGAAAAGAAGAUACGUACGCGACCGAAGCUGCUCGAACAUAAGCGCAUGCACCAGCCAAACGCUCUGCUGGAGGAGGAUUCUGGCAAAUCGGGAAAUCCCGGCGGUGAGCAAGGUCCCGAGUUGACGGAAGAACAGAAGCAGACGCUAGAUAGAGAAAUAUUCGAUUUCUACAAACCAAUUAUAUGCGAGAUUUGCGACCCGGAAAAGGGCGCAACCGGCCAAGGUGAGGCGACGGCAGUAACAAGCGGCCAGGGAGAAACGGCGGAAGAGGAGUACCGGUCGCUGAAGCAACUUAACCAACACAUGCGGACCGUGCACGGGCUUGAAUCGGGUACGAUCAAGUGUCAGCUGUGCGCCAAAAAGUUUCGCUCGCGGGUGAAGCUGGUCGAGCAUAAGGAUAUGCAUGAAAAUCCGGAACGGUUUCGGUGCGGUGUGUGCCAGGAGGUGCACCAAAACUUGGAGGAGCACAUGCAAAACAAGCACCAGGAGUGGGAGUUUGCUUGCGAAGAGUGUGGCAAGCGGUUUCCUUUUAAGAACAGACUCACUGCCCACAUGGCGAAGGUUCACAUGAAGAAGGACAUCAUCUGCGAGGAAUGUAACAAACCAUUUACCAAGUUCAGCAUCGAAAAACACAAAAAAACGGUUCACGGUGGUGCGAUUUUCAUUUGCGAAAACUGCCCGAAAACAUUCAAGACGCGCGUUUCGCUCGAACGGCACAUGGAGGCCCACAACAACGGGGAGCAGCCAGGAUCUGCUGCCACCGUUAGCUGCUCGCUGUGCAACUCGGUACUGAAGGACGAGUAUAAUCUAAAAGCCCACAUGAAACGAAUUCACGCCGAACAAACGCCGGCCACGUGCAGCACGUGCGGCAAAACGUUCAAAUCGAAGCACAGUCUCAAUACGCACAUCGCGAACGUGUGCACCAAUCGGCAGUUCGGCUGCACGCACUGUGGCAAGCAGUUCAAGAAGCGGACAAAGCUGAAACAACACAUGACGAUUCACGCACGCGGCGCCGACUAAACGAGUUGCGCCGGUUGCUGUAAGGGAGCGAAUUAACAUAAUAAUAUUAUUAUGUAGUAUAGUAUGUACGUUUAGGGAUUGAACUACAACAAUAUUAAAAGUGGACAGAGAAGGCAGGCAGGCAAAAGAGGGGCUAAUUGUUCACUCGUUUGCGCUGCAACCUGGAGAACGACGAUGCGUACCCAACAUGGAGGCGUGUUUGUGAAGCACGUUGGUAAAGUUACGCGGAAUCGCUCCCACUCGUCGGUACUGCACGAGGACAAGUUGAUUAUGCUGAUGGACUCCUAAAGGGGGAAAAAGAACAUAAAAUAAAAUAUUUUUUGUUUUAGCGGCUUA